Messenger RNA from Megachile rotundata (alfalfa leafcutting bee), 360 nucleotides. RefSeq lists its product as uncharacterized. The record is from RefSeq and is a predicted model, not a curated record. NCBI's taxonomy places the organism in Eukaryota, Metazoa, Arthropoda, Insecta, Hymenoptera, Megachilidae.
AUGAUCGUACCCGCGACUGAUCUGCCGGAUCGCCGUCAUCGAACGUCCUUACUGAUUUGCGUCAUUUUCGUCAUCGUGUUUCCGACUCUGGCCACGACCGAUGCCGGUAAACACGAAUACGGGAAUACGUACGAGAAGAAAACCGAAGAUAAUCGUGAAUUUUCUGAGAAUACCAAACAAUCGAAGCAUGCCGAUGAAAACUCUAAGAUGAAACGCACGGAAAAUCAUGGACGAAUUAGCGACGAGAAUGGCUCGACGUUGAACAAAUUUCUGGAAAACGUUCUGAAAGCUCAGGAUGAUUUAAGAUGGAUAGAUCAUAUCGUGCGCAAUACUCAUCGAACGAAAAAUUGGGACAAGUGA